GCUAGAGUUGAGAGGAAGAUUUUGAGAUCUUUAUUGUGUAGAUAGAAAGCUUAGCAUUGAUGAGAGGAAUUACUUUCCAUGCCAACGGUUUACAUCCGUAUCGACUACUAGACUGUGCUGAUAGAUGGCACACACACGCAACUCAGAAAGGACCUUCUACAAUCGGUUAUCAAUUUGAUGGAUUUAUGUGUGAACUCUGCACUCUGACGGUGAAGGGCUCUACUUAAAAAGAGUCCUUGUCCACAAUUCAUUAGAGCUUUUAGAAGAUUUAAGGACAAACCUCACGUGCAUACAAGACUCCAGAUCCAUUCAGAGGCAAUUUUUGAGAUAACAGUAGUGGCGAUAGCAGCCGCGGGAGGAACAACUAAUGUGAAAAGACUAGAAAAAUCAAAACAGCAAUUAAGAAUUAAACUUGACAACGACAGUGCAUAGCUCAUCACCGUGCAGAGAACAAGUAACACCAGAGAAUAGGAGUUGGAACAAGGUGUCCCCAGAUUAGAAGAUUUUCCAACCUGGCCACGAAGUAAAAGUCUGGUGAACCGCAUCAAAGGAGAACAUAGAAUGGAUAUAUUCAAAAUGCAAGCCGAGCGGUAUCUGAAGGACAACUAUUCAGAAGUGCUGACGAUAACCAUCUACCUGACGAUCCUAGGAACAAUAGGGAUAAUUGGAAACGGCAUAGUUAUAUACAUCUAUCUCCUAAAAUUCCCAAAGAAUUCAUCGAAUAUUUUCAUCACGUAUCUAGCAGUGAUAGACUUCCUCAUCUGCCUCAUUAUCAUUCCCUUCACACUGGUAAAGGAAUGGUAUACCGAAAUCACCUCGGACAUCGUUUGCCGAUUAAUGCAGGGCAUCGACGGCAGCAUGAUGCCAAUGUCGAUGUGUAUUCUCAUUGCCAUUGCCGUGGAACGAUUCUGUUUGAUUUAUUUCAUGCCGAGUAUUGUGACAACACCAAAACAGGCUGCCAUUGCUAUUGUUUUCAUCAUAUUUUUUGCAAUUUGUACAGGAAUGCCACUGGCUGUUGCCUCUGGUGUCUAUGUCCUCUAUGAAGCGCCAACAACAGGAAAAUCAACGUACAUCUAUUUCGGAUUCUGUAGCCAUAACUCUAUGUUCAUAAGUAGAAAAGCUCUUAAAACAUACUGGGCGAUUAUGUCAUGUUUCUUUGGAUUGAUGAUGCUGACAAUGAUUAUGCUUUAUUCUGCAAUAUUUGUGUCGGUGUAUCGCCGAAGUUACUUAUUUCACAAAAAAAUGCAACACGCAUCAAAAACUGUAGCAGCUGGGAACAGUUUAGGAACCGCAAGUAAGGAUAAACAAGUAACUGAGCUGACAACAGAUGAGUUUAAAUCAAAGUCACUGAAAUCAGUCGAAAAGGACACAUCACCACCAUUCAUGGCAAGAAAAGUAGCACCAGAGGCAUCACCAACAGAGCGCCAUUUCAAGGAAAUGACACCAGAUAUAACUUCAUCAAUUCGUGGCAGCAUAUCCAAAAGCGAACUUACACUUGAGCAAAAUCGUCCUGAUGGGGAUCUAUUAGGUGACCAGUGUCGAUCAGAAGAAAGUUUCACCAACCACCCCAUCAAGCAAUCCAUCAGUGACAAAUCGAAACAAACUGACACUCAAGUGGACAAUAAGAUAAAUGUGCAUGCGCCUGCACCUAAUGUAGACAAUGCUAUAAGUAGUAACACUGAUGUGCAUGCACAUCAAGGACACAAUACCAGUGAUACGGAUGUGCAAGCAAAUCAAACUCAAAGAGUCAGUACUAUUGGUACCAAUGUGCAUCUACAUGAAGAACACAAUACUAGCGGUGCAGACGUGGAAGCGAGUCAAGGACAGCAUACUGAUGAAACAGAUAUGCAUUCAUUUCAAGAACACACAUGUAAUAGGGAUGUGCAGGCUACCAGUAAAACCAGUGAUAUAGGCCCAAAUCCAGAGAACUUGCUUCGUUCCCAAACCUGUCGCGCAACCAUCACUAUUGACACGAAUGAGGGGGACGUUAUGGCCUUAACAACCAUCAGAAACCAUGACCAGCAAGAAAUCGUGAUCAAGCAACACAAAUCGAUUGUUUGCAGAGAUGAUGGGGUGGCAUCAUCUGAUGCUAUUUCCUCCUCGCCUCCGUAUGUGGAGAAAAUGGAAGCCACAUGCACAGGUCAAGGCGGUGGGGCUGACACCAUUCUUCCAUUCAGCAAGCAAGAUCGGAGCAAUAAAGAACCUGAAAUAAAUGAACAAUCCAGUGGCUCUAAAACGGAUGAGGGCCAAUCUAUUAUGUCAGAAGUUAAACAGAACGGUGAUGCAGGAUCAGGAACCACCACUGUGAAACCAAAUAGGAGGCCACUACCCCUUAUUUUAGAUUCAACAUCUGAAAACAUAUCGGUUAUUUCACUUCUGAGCAGCCAACCACAAAGAGAGACAACCCACUUCGGCAGCAGGCGAUUGUCUGCUACUACAUCUACAACUGCAAGUCGGCCAGCAUCUGGAAUCGCAGCCAACAGCAGGCUAGCAACCGGGCAAAACACAAAAACAAGACCAACUUCUGCAAUGAAGACAAAACUUCCCCAUCUGCUGACGGCGAAAGUGCUGCUCAUUGUCACGGUGACGUUCAUCAUCUCCUAUCUCCCGAUGAUCUUGAUCGUGAAUGGGAUAAUUCCUGAAAACAGAAUCCUUUUUUACAUGUAUUUCAUCAACAACGCCGCGAACCCGAUUAUUUAUUCCUCGAUGAAUAAGAGAUUCCAAGAGAAAUUGAUCGAAGUAUACCACAAAUGCCCAGGAAUACGAAGAGGUAGUCGGAAUGGUAGGCCAUGAUAUCAAUACCUGUGCAAAAACUAAAACACUUUUGAUUGCGGUCAAACUGCGAACAGUAAAUGCUAUCGGCAACUUCUGUAUCUGUAAUAUUUGCACCAGUAGAAUAAUAGUUAUUAUCACCUUAGUAUCACAAUGCACUAGAAGAUGAAGGGUCAGUCAGAAUAUCAUUCAGCUGUGAUAUUUUCACAUAAGUGGCUAAAGGUUAGCUUCCAGUCUCAAUGACAGCAGCUAAAGUGGGAAAUCAUGCGGCUUUCAAAGGCAUUGCAUUAAUUUCUAUGUAAGUAAUUGCUUGGCAUCUGUAACUGCCGAACAAGCAUGUGAUAGAUCAGAAUAAA
This is a messenger RNA of Lineus longissimus, 3128 nucleotides long. RefSeq lists its product as uncharacterized. NCBI's taxonomy places the organism in Eukaryota, Metazoa, Nemertea, Pilidiophora, Heteronemertea, Lineidae. Gene Ontology annotation, molecular function: neuropeptide receptor activity. The coding region runs from base 562 to 2793 and encodes 743 amino acids. Gene Ontology annotation, biological process: neuropeptide signaling pathway. Gene Ontology annotation, cellular component: plasma membrane. The transcript has 2 exons. The record is from RefSeq and is a predicted model, not a curated record.